CCCUUCCCCGCCGCCAGCCUCUCCCCGCCGGGCGGCGGCGGCAGCGCCAUGGGGUGCUUCUUCUCCCGCCGCAGGAAGCCGGCCCAGGGCGGGCGGCAGCCGCAGCCAGCGGGAGCCGGGCAGGACGCGGGCACCGGCGAGCAGAAGGCGCCGCAGUACAGCUGGGACCUGCGAGCCAAGAUUGACCCCAAAGAUUACACUUUUUCUGGACUGAAGAAUGAAACUGUGGGUCGACUGCCUGGAAAAGUAGCAGGGCAACAAUUUGUCAUUCAGGACUGUGAAAACUGUAAAAUCUACAUAUUUGACCAUUCUGCUACAAUCACGAUUGAUGACUGUGUAAAUUGCCAAAUCUUUUUAGGACCAAUAAAAGGCAGUGUGUUUUUCCGUGACUGCAAAGACUGUAAAUGUGUGGUUGCCUGCCAGCAGUUCCGCACGCGGGACUGCAGAAAGCUGGAGGUGUUCUUGUGCUGUGCCACCCAGCCCAUUAUUGAGUCCUCCACAGGUAUGAAAUUUGGAUGUUUCCAGUACUAUUAUCCCGAGCUUGCUUUACAAUUUAAAGAUGCUGGUCUGAGUAUCUUCAAUAACACGUGGAGCAACAUCCAUGACUUUACCCCUGUGUCUGGAGAAAAUAACUGGGGCCUUUUGCCUGAAACUGCUGUAGUCCAAGAUUAUGUUCCUCUGCCCAGCUCUGAGGAGCUGAAAGCUAUCAGGGUUUCUACUGAUGCUACAAAGAGCAUCGUACCCAUAACUCGAGGACAGAGACAGAAAAACAGCGAUGAAUCGUGUUUGGCCGUGUUUUUUGCUGGCGACUACACAACUGCAAAUGCCAGGAAGUUAAUUGAUGAGAUGACUAGCAAAGGCUUUCAGCUGGUACAGACUAAAGAAGUUUUAAUGAAGGCAGAGGAUGCUCACAGAGUUUUCCAGCAGAGUGCAUUAGAAUUCAUUCCACUGCUGGAAAAAGGUCCAGUGGUUGCUUUGGAGUUCAACGGAGAUGGUGCUGUGGAACAAUGUCGAAGCACUGUAAAUGAAGUUUUUAGUGGGACCAAGGUUUUUGUGUCGGAAAGCAAAGCAUCAGCAUCUCAAGAUGUAGACAAUUUCUACAAUUUUGCUGACAUGCAGAUGGGAAUGUGAAGUUUAGCAUGAAGGUGCUCACAUAUGGUUUGUCUUAGCACUUGGACAUCACUUGGCUUCAAUAUCACAGUAGUUCUGUCAUUUAGUUUUGUAUUUCUCAUAUAUCCCUUUUAUAAUGCCACUGGUGGUUUUUAAUACCAUAUUAUCUCAACUGGAGUAAACUGCAUAGCUAGCCAUGUGCAUUGUGUUUGAAACUUAAGUUUAACUUCAAAAGCAAUUGAGCUUUUCUACUAACGUUUUUACAGUGAUUUCUAAAAAUCUAUUGACACUUGAAUGUUUCUUGACAACAUCUAAUGGUUAUACAUAUUUUAAAGUGCAAUGCUGAUCCAAGUUCGAUGCAAUAGUAAUUGUUAUCUUUCACUCAGAUGUAUUGUUUAGAAAGUGUAUUUAUGUGAAAUUUGCCCUUCAAAAUUCUCCCACAUGCAAAUUUGUCUUCACUGGGGGUCCAGGAAGGAAGCAGUCGCUGAGUUUUUCUGAAAGCUUAGUCUGAAAUGAAUUGUACUUGUAGCAUGCUUUCAAAAGUUUGUGACUUUGGCUUUACUCUGCUUCAGCAUGCUUUUUGAAUAAAUUUGUUUGCAACAACAUUUAUGGUGAGAGUUGUCACAACAGCAUUCUGGUAAGUGAGCACUUCCAGGCUUUUCUGCUUUGAGGUGAAUCCUGAGCAUGAGUGCUCUGCUGAAGCUACUCUAAGAUCUGCACAGGUUCUUUGGCGAUACAUCUGCCUCUGGCAUUGCCAGCUCACACAUGGGAUAUAUUUGAGGUUUCUUUGCCCUUGAGCAAUAAAGCUCUGGCAUAUUAUUGUUUGCUAGAAGGGACGUAGCCGGAAGUCAGAGAAGGACUCUGAUGGCAUUAAAAACCCUUUCUUCCUUCCUAGACCCCAGGAGAAAGCUUUUACAUGCGGAAGUAAUAUAGAAAGUGCUGUAAAGUGCUAGACACUGCCAUAGGAUUUAUUUUGUAUUAAUUCUAAAGACAGAUGGAAGGAGUGUUUUGUAAGAUGCAUCUGAAUAGUGCUCAGUAAUAAUGCUUAUUGCUAAAUAAUGCAUAUUAUAAUGCAAAUCUAUAUGGAUAUUAAAUACAUGAUUUACAUGAUUGAUUUAUUUUUGCAUAUUACAUCCUGAUUUUUCCACAUGAACUUAAAGCUUCAGUCCAGGUUUACAAGCCCUCUGUAAUACUUGAAUCAAUUGUGCAUGCAGACACAGAAAUCCAAAUUUCAUAAUUAAAACAUGGGUUGCCAGCUUGCAUAGCCUUUACAAUUCAUUGAAAGGACUGGGGCUGUGUUGAGGUGCUAAAGCAAUUUCCUCAUUAUGGUCAUCCAUCAAAAGGGAAGAUCUUGCAAAUUUUAACUUAAGAUGCAUCUUUGAGUCUUGACUCAUCGGUUU
Lonchura striata (white-rumped munia) is the source of this 2510-nucleotide messenger RNA. It is a transcript of the gene RP2, whose product is annotated as RP2 activator of ARL3 GTPase. NCBI's taxonomy places the organism in Eukaryota, Metazoa, Chordata, Aves, Passeriformes, Estrildidae. Gene Ontology annotation, molecular function: GTPase activator activity. The record is from RefSeq and is a predicted model, not a curated record. Gene Ontology annotation, biological process: post-Golgi vesicle-mediated transport. Gene Ontology annotation, cellular component: periciliary membrane compartment; cilium.